AUGUCUCUGAUGAAGACGAAUAUGCUGGUUCGCUCGCUCAGCACCUCAACUGCUGCAACUCAAUUAAUAAAACCUCCUGUACAAGUUUUUGGUUUGGAGGGAAGAUAUGCAGCCGCUUUAUAUUCAGCUGCCUCAAAAAGCAAAGCGUUAGACACUGUGGAGAAAGAGUUAAAUCAGUUUCAAAGCUCCAUCAAAUCAGAUGCUAAUCUUAAAGAAUUUAUUAUCAACCCAACUAUAAAGAGAUCGUUAAAGGCAGAUGCUUUAAAGCAUCUCGCAUCUAAAACCAACAUGUCUCCAACUACGGGCAACUUGUUGUGUCUUAUGGCUGAAAAUGGCCGCUUGGGUAAACUCGAAGCUGUAAUGAAUGCAUUCAAAAUUAUGAUGGCUGCCCAUCGUGGUGAGGUGACUUGUGAGGUUGUUACUGCUAAACCUUUGGACCAAGCUCAGAAACAAAAUUUGGAAGCUGUACUCAAGAAAUUCCUUAAGAGCAAUGAGACCGUACAGCUUACUACUAGAGUUGAUCCUUCUUUGCUUGGAGGUAUGGUCGUUUCUAUUGCUGACAAGUAUGUGGACAUGAGUGUUGCCAGCAAGGUGAAAAAAUACACUGAACUCAUCAGUGCUGCUGUU
Messenger RNA from Brenthis ino (lesser marbled fritillary), 627 nucleotides. The record is from the annotation of a GenBank genome assembly. Lineage: Eukaryota; Metazoa; Arthropoda; Insecta; Lepidoptera; Nymphalidae.